AUGGAACAAACGUGCUGGAGAUGCAGAAUAAUGUCUGCUUGCUCGUUGCUCCCUCGCCAUAAUUGCUCUUCUUGUCGCUGCUACCCCUUCCUAUCCUCAAGCUGCCAUGUCCUGCGCUCCUCUGAGUCUCGCUCUACCUGAUCUGUCUUGUUCCGAUAUCCUCGCGAUCCGGUUGCCCUGCCUGCAGUCGCCUUGCUUUACCUGCUUGCCUCUUUUUUUACUCGAUUGAGCUAGAUGCCUUCAUUCUCUUCGAAUUUUCAUUGCUCUCAUGUCCCCAAUACACCUUAUUUGUUAAAAUCACUAACACAGCAGUUGGUAAGACAUCAGUCAGAAUGAAACUUUCGUGUAGUCUGGUACAUACGAUAUGCAUCGAUUCAUAGAGAUUCGUUUUUUAGUUGUGCUUCGGUGCCGAAAUGUGAUUCCAUUGCAAAAUAUGCUUGAUGUAUUUUCUUCUCACUUGCUGUGUCAUGUUGAAGAAUCAAGAGAGGGGACAUGUACUUGCGACUAUAUGCCUUGAAUUUUUUGUGAAGUAUCUGACUUAACGAACAGGGAUCGAUUUGAAGGAAUUUCAUGAAAUUGAGCAAUAACAACAGAAGACAUUACUGAAUUAAAGCAGGGUAUAAUUGCCACUUAAAAUGAACAGGAGCAUUGGAAGCGAUGGCUCUAAGAACCCGAUUUCUCAGAAACUGAUAAAGGACACGGAACAACUGUUCAAGAAAGAGUUUGCAGGAUUGGUUCGGGAUGAUUUGGAAUCAAAAAUCUCUGACACAUUCCGUAUUCUUGACACGGAUAAGAGUGGGUUUCUAGAGAAAGAAGAGAUUCAUGAUGCCUUGGCCAGGAUGGGCAGGAAGAUGACGGAUGAGGAACUUGACCUUUGGAUUCAUGAAUUCGAUGCCGACGGAAACGGCGUUCUAGAUGAAGACGAAUAUGCUCACAUGGUCCGAUUUCUUGUGGGAGAACGAUGUUCUAUCACCUGUAUCUCGUGCUUGCGUGGAUGCAACACAACACAGAGAAAAGAAUUCAACUCAGGGUUUGGGGGGUUCGGAGGGUUCGGGAGGACACAAUCAUGCCCGUCAGUCGAGGCAAACCACCAGGUGCAGGAUCACAGCUCGAGCUUUUUGGGUAGGUUGAAGAAAAGUUUUGAUGACAGCAAAUUGAGUACGAAAAAGAAAGCCUGGGCGAAUCCAAGGAUGAGGAGUGGAAGCCUACCAGGAGGAAUACAGUUAAUGCCUAGACAGAAAUCAGUCUUCGAUCCAAAGAAGGAGAUGGACGACCUGUUUGAUUCUAUGAAAGAAAAACAAUUACGGCUGAAAAUUGAUUGGAAAUGGAAGGAAAACUCGUUUACAAGAUCCAUGAAUAAUUUUUCAAGUUUGCUAAGACAGAUGAAUGAAUUAUUAGUGACUCAUUUGAAAGGACUCCCACACGACCAGCUAUCUCACAAGAUAAAAGAGACGUUUGACCGCUUCGACCUCGAUGGAAACGGAACUCUUGCCAGGGACGAAAUCUCACAGGCAUUUGAAACGAUGGGUAAACCUCUUUCAAAGAUCGAACUUGACACGUUCAUGGACUCAUUGGAAGGGGACAACGAGGUGUUAGACCUGAUGGAAUUUACACACAUGUUGAAGGGGAUUCUGCAAGUGAAAUGCGACAGUGAUUGCAUAAUAUGCAGAAAGAAGGGGGACGACAGAUCCGAUGUGGAGCUUAUCCGCGACGAGCUGAAAUCCUCAAAGCCUCUAACCAAAGUCAGCAUGAAGGAGAAUCAGGAGCAAAAGACCAACCACAGCAAGAUCGCUGUCCCCGCCCCCAUCCCAGAGAGGGGUGGUGGUGGCUUGUUUCUCCGAACGAGUUCCUUCCCGGUGACACGAGCGGAGAUAGAGGAGUCAGAAGAGCUUUCCAUCUCCAAGGUUGAGCCUGCCAAGUUCUCGGUCGCAAAGAAUCAAGAGACGAUCCUACCUGCGCAAACCAAGGAGAAGGUUCAGAAAGACAACAUCUUCAGCAUCAACAAGUCGCCCGGGCCCGCCUCAAGAAUGUCUCGCAUGCUCUCUGGCGGGAUGUUCAAAUCACGACCAUCAGAGGGGAAAAGCAGCUGAGGCUCAGAAACCUGUUGAAUCUUCCGAGCUCCGACUCAGCCUGACGGUCCGACGGUCGGACUCUGGACUCCGGGAGCAAGUCUGUCGGCCCUUCAGACUCU
Messenger RNA from Guillardia theta CCMP2712, 2191 nucleotides. RefSeq lists its product as hypothetical. Lineage: Eukaryota; Cryptophyceae; Pyrenomonadales; Geminigeraceae. The transcript has 6 exons. The record is from RefSeq and is a predicted model, not a curated record. Gene Ontology annotation, molecular function: calcium ion binding. Bases 636 to 2090 code for a protein of 484 amino acids.